This is a messenger RNA of Pantherophis guttatus, 5577 nucleotides long. RefSeq names its product dynein axonemal assembly factor 2 (gene DNAAF2). NCBI's taxonomy places the organism in Eukaryota, Metazoa, Chordata, Lepidosauria, Squamata, Colubridae. The record is from RefSeq and is a predicted model, not a curated record. Gene Ontology annotation, cellular component: cytoplasm. Gene Ontology annotation, biological process: axonemal dynein complex assembly; epithelial cilium movement involved in extracellular fluid movement; cilium-dependent cell motility.
UCAAAGCAAAAAAUCUAUUUAACUUCUGAUUAGUAUUAAGCAGAUAACCUGGAUAUUCUUUAGAAUAUUCAGCCAAGGAAGGAAGGUAUUUGAAAUAAAACAGAUACAAUAGCUGUUCUUGAUACCAGCAGCUUAUUUCUUGUCUUCUAGGCAAAUAAGAGAACUGAGGGCCGAGUCUAUUCUGCUGCACUACCCCAAAAACGUUCAGGGGUAACAAAACUUGAUGUUUGGAUUCUAAAAAGACUUAUUACACUUAAUAGACAGGCAACUUUACACCUGCUGCUGAGUUGUUUUCCUAUUUUAGUUUGGCAGUUGUUUGGAAGGUUCCUAAUCCGUUGUCAAGUAUCUGUAAUAAUUUGGCUCUGAUCCCGUUCCUUAUAUUUUCCGGCAAAGAUCCCUUUGCCAUAAAGAGGUCCACGCUCUCAAGAGCGCUUCCAAAAGGGGAUGAACCGCCAUUCCGUUUACCGUGGUCGCUAUGGCAACAGACCAGACCCGCCAUAUUGUUAUGAACGUUUCCAUGGCAACAAACGCGCUAGCAACCGCCACAUCGUUUGAUUUGGUAUCUACAGGGACCAGGACGUCUCCCUUUGAGCAACUUGUCUGUCGAGCCGGCCGAACAAAGAAACGAAGCCCGCUUUGCAGGCAUGACGAACCAUUUAGGCCUGGAGGACUUGAAUCUGACAGGAGAAGAAGCCGAGUGCCUGACGAACGCUUUCAAGGAGGAGGGAUUCCGCACUCUUUUCGCGGAAUACGUGGCCGAACUGAACGAUCCCGAACAAAGGGCCAUUUAUGAGGUCGAAGUGAUAGCUAUGGAGCGGCAGCGGGGCGUCGAAGCCCGCUUCCUCCACCCCACACCCGGUUGGGUCCUGCGCACGAGCCAGGGUGGUAGCCGGCGCUGUUACAUCAACAUCUGCAGCAACCGGCUAAUCGGGAGGCCGGAGUUUCGGCCAGAGCCUGGAGGUUCCUGCUGGUUACUGCCACACUCCUUAGCACCGGGCCGCGAGGAACUGAGCCGCAAACAGCCGCGUGGGCCACGCCGCCUGGUCUACGACGUCGUCUUCCACCCGCGCACCCUGAGCUUGGCCGGCCGCAUGACCCAAUUCCGCCGCCUGGUGAACGACACGGCCUUGGAGGCGAUAGAGAAAAAUUUCUCCCCGCAACUGGACCGCACGAACGCCGUCCCCCUCAACCGCAUCAAGUAUAAGGGCGUUCCGCAGGCCACGCUGCUCCGGACGCCGCUGGCCGCAGGAGCUCGACCGUCCCCAGAAGAGGCUGGAGAGCCAGACGAUUCCCCCUUGCCGCCUUUCCCUUCGCCCUACACCUAUCCGCCGCCCAGCCCGCAGUACGAAGCUCCGAGACCCCCUCCGCCCAAGCAACCCCCGUCUGCCACUACUCCGCAAUGGAGUCUCCGGCACCGCUCCUACGUCGACCUUCAGGAUUAUCGCAACAGCCGGGACUCCACGCCUAGCCCGAUCCCCCGCGAGUUGGUGAUGACCAUUGAACUGCCGUUGCUCAGCUCUGCCGCCCAGGCCCAGCUGGAGAUCCUUGGCCAGGAACUCCAGCUGGACUCGCAGCGCCCUGCUGCCUACCAUCUGCGCGUCCCGUUGCCCUACGCAGUGGACGAGAGCCGUGGCCGGGCCACCUUCAACAAAGCCAAGAAACAACUGGUGGUCGUCUUGCCGGUUUCGCGGAAGCCUGACCCGGGGUUUCCUUUCAGCGUUCAAGCUGCGGAGGAGCAAAUCGAGGCUUCGCCGGAAAACGAGGAGCAGCUGCCAGAAGACAGCUGCAUCAGCCCGGAUAAGGACGGUGCGGAAGUGUGUCAAAAGACCAGCUGUUCUGAGCAGCCGCUUCCCGUUCUUGCGUCCGACGUAGAAAUAACUCCGACGCCCUCUUUGGCUGUUGCUGCAACCAAUGAUGCUGUGGAUGCUGCUUUACUUUCUGACUUGAACGGCCCAGUUCCGCUCAGUGCCCACGAACGCCCUAGACGUAACAAUCUGGAGUUUUCGAUGCAUGCGGGAGAAGAACACCCCGUCGUUUCUUGUGCUUCUGAAUUUAGUGCUGCACUUCCCGUGUGCAGCGAGAACAAUAGUGAAGGGGAUCCGGAUUUAACCAGAAGCAGUAACAACGUGAUCUUGGGUGCACAGCCUGAAGGUACCGGCUUAGAUUCCCUUUCCACCUCUCUGCAUACUGACCACACUUGGAAGCUCCAUACAGAUCCUGCUGUUUCUUUAAAUCAGGAACAUCUCUGUACCGACAUGGAACUUAAUAAAAAUCCCAACAUCGCUAAUGUUGAACUCCCAUUGUGUCCAGAUAACAGCACAAUCCCGUGUAAAUGGCCCUCUGAUAGCUUGGAUCAUUCGGAGACAAUUUUGUCAACUGACAAUCUAGAUCAGAGUACAGAGUUUUCUGGAAACUCAGAUACAGCAAACCCAACUACUACUAACCACGUGGAACAUUCUGUUUUAUAUCCUGGAAAGAGACCCACUGUUUCUUCAGUUCAGUCUUCACAAAAGCUUGAAGUUGCUGUAGAUACUCAUAUAACUUCUACUUGCAUUCCUGAUCCUUCAAUAUCUCCUGCCAGCGCUCUGUGUCCUCCUUUUAACUGUACUCAAGAUGAAAAGUCUUUGGUGAUCCUCUUACAGGUUCCAGAUAUUGUUCCCCUGAGUUUCCAAGGGGAAGUGGGCACAAAUUACUACUCGGUGAAUUUUGCAAACAGAGACUCUAUUUCCUACAGUUUCCUAUUGCAGUUUCUUCCUGAAAAUAAAUUAUCUUCUCCAGAAAGUGAAGUUAAUGUAUCACCUAAUAAUGUUGUCAUUAUCCUCACCAAAUCACCUGAAACCACUGGAAUUUGGACAAAGUUUUACUUUGGUUCAAAUUAUGCUACUUUACAGGAAAGGUGGUUUAUCACUGAAAACAAUGUUGAUAAGUUUGUCAGUCACCCAGGGAUGUGCUGCUCCAGUCAAUCGGAGAAGGAACACAAGCCAUUAAUUGAAGUAUUGGGUGUCUCUGAGGGCAAAAGCCAGAUCAGAUUAAAGCAGAUAGAGAAUGGUAGCCUCGAACUUGGCAGAAGAGAAAAAAGAGAGGGCAGUGAACAAGAACAAGAAGAUGGCAAACUUUUAACAGAUGAAGAAAAUUCCUCUGAACAAACCAAGAGUGUUUCAGGUUCAUUUGUAGCUAUGCAGGCAAUGGGGCAAGUUGGCAAGGGAUCAAGCUAUUGUAUGGAGCUUGACCCUGGUGAUCCCAGUGGGAGGAUUCUGGGGAAGUUGCAGAUAAAUAAAUUACAUGAGUCAGGACUUACUUUUGCAACAAGCAAAAGAGCCACGUCCUCAGUGCAAGCUGAGCUCCAGGAGGGAGAGGAAGUGAAUGAACAGAAGAAGUCCUCACAGAACAAAGAGUUGAACAGGUUAGCUCCCACUGUGUUAAAGGAAACUAACAUGCAAGAUGGUAGCGUGGAAUAUACAAGCUGUCACAGAACACAGUGUGCAGCCACCUUUGAAAAUGCUUUGCUGUAUGAACUGGAUUAAAUCAGUUUCAUAAGACUCUUACCUGAGUCUUCAGCUACCUCAAAUUCUGCACUUACUAUAAAGUAUACAAAAAGUCAAAGCUAUACAGAAAUUGAAAUUCAAUUGCUGGAAGAAAAAAGGAACAGAAACUGCUUGUUUCUUAAUUUAGUUGUAAGAUUCAGAUGUGACCAAUUUGUUACUGAAUUUCAAAAAGAAAUGGGCAGUUCAUUGAAGCUAAACAGAUUUCUCAGGCAAAUCCUGAUCCGAAUUAGAUGGCACAAGUUAGGAAAGCAUGCAGAAUGUGCAAAAAAUCUGCAAACACCUUGACUUAUAAGUAAACUGUAAACAUGUUUUGCUUAAUAUCCCAUUCUUCUGUUUUCUCCAGUUUUCAGCCAAAUGGCAAAUAAUAACCCAUUAAACGUUCUCCAAAACUAGAUGACAUUUUACACACAGCCUUUGCUGUUAGAUUGCUUUCAACUAUUUACACAGCUUGAGUGUUCUCAUGUUAACUAGCAUCCUACAGGUAGGGAAGAGAAUAAAGAUUAUUAACAAUUCAUUACUAAUUAAUUGCUAAUUUUUUCAGUCUUUUGGGAGCCCUUGUAAUGUCUCAGUCACAUUGGGGAAAUUCUUCAAGUGGUAUGAAAAAGUGGUAAUUGUAAAAUGAAAUCAUUGAAACCAAAUGGAUUUAUUUGUAACAUGGCUAGGAUUCUAAUGCUGCCGGAUUGUCAAUUUCAUUUACUUAAAUUUUCAAAGAAUUUAAAAGCUUAAUUUAAAGACAUUUUGUAAGCAUUGUCCUAUUUUGUCACAACAACCAGUGGCAGGUUCAGUCUGUUUUUGUCACGUGUAAGUCAUGUAAGUGUAAGUAAUGUCAUUAAAUAAUCAUGGAAAGACUUACCUAUGCAAACAAUAAGAUAGGUACCUCCAUAAAAAUAUAUUCUUAGAUACUACUGUAUGUAUUUGAAAUUGUUAUCCUUUUGAAUAUGCAGAUCACAACAUUAAAACUGUCUUAUUGAAAUCCAGUUAAACUAUCAUUAUAUCCAAAACUACACAGUACGCAAUAACAGAGAACUGUUCUAAAUGUCAACUUAAUUAAAUUUCCUUGCUUAAGCCAACUUCUAAUUAUGCCCCAGAAUUAUCCAUUAGGUGGAAAAUGGCCUUGGUGCUGUUGAUAAUUUACUGGAAAUUAGCAAGCGACAGCGCACAGAGCAAACACUACAAAGUCAAGAUUAAAGUUUCCAUGAAGUAAAUGAACUUUCAUCAGUGACAUGUGGUUCCUAGUUAUGCUUAGUUUUAACUGGAUUGUUCCAUUUUGCAGAUAUUACAAACCAGAAAUUUUAACAAAACUCACUUCUAAAUAAGAAUGAUUUAAAGCAGUUUGCAGUCUUUCAUCUAUUUAUCUUAAAAGUUCUGUCUGCGUAUUCAAAUGAAACUGUAGUAAGAAAUUUUGUAAAAUCUAAUAAAUCCUUCCUUUUGUAAUCCUAAAAAAUAUCUUUAUUUCAGAAAGGCAAAAAAACAAGAUACGGAAAGCUGUUGUAGUUUUUCUGUUAAUUCCUCCUAGUUUAAUACGACCUGGAUCUCACUUUUAAAAUACAAUUUAUCAAAAAUAUAUUUUAAAGACUAAGCUAGUUUGUCCCAGUUAUUUCUGUUAUCUGUUUGGACAAGUAAUAAAUUUUGGAUUUUCUUUUAUUAAAAACUAAAGAUGUAUUUUAGGACAUUUGUUGGCAUAAUGAACUUUUAUGUGGGUUGCCAGAAGAAAUUUGAGACAAAUUCUAUCGUAGAGCUGAACAUAUAGUUUAAUUAAAUUGUGACCGUUUCCAAGCAAGGUUUUUUAGGGUAUUAAGCCUAGAAUGUUCUAGUUAUUUUUCUAACAUUCAGAUUCUGUAUUCAAUGCUCUAUAAUUAUAUUAGGCUGCCAAAUCUAAAAAUUAGACUAUUUCAAUAGGAAGUAAAUAAUAUAUUUUUAAAAAGAACUGUUUACAUGUUAUUUUUAGCAUUGCAUUAUAACAUUUCUGUACUGAGAAUUUUAAUUUGUGAUAUUUAAUUCAAAUAAAAUGGAUCCUAUCAGACCAUUGAAA